Molecule: messenger RNA, 9633 nt
Organism: Closterium sp. Yama58-4
Lineage: Eukaryota; Viridiplantae; Streptophyta; Zygnematophyceae; Desmidiales; Closteriaceae
Source: the annotation of a GenBank genome assembly
AUGGCCACACCCGCCAGUGGGCGGUGCAGGCGACUCGCCGCCCUGCCUGCUCUCAGUGGAAAGCAGCAGCACUAUGACUGCAAGGCCGUGCAGGCGGCGGAUGGCAGGGAUGGGGAUGGGAGGAAUGGGUGUGGUGGUGGGGGGGAUGGUGGGGGGGAUGGUGGGAGGGAUGGUGACAGUGAUGGUGGGAGGGAUGGUGACAGUGAUGGUGGGAGGGAUGGUGACAGUGAUGGUGGGAGGGAUGGUGACAGUGAUGGUGGGAGGGAUGGUGACAGUGAUGGUGGGAGGGAUGGUGACAGUGAUGGUGGGAGGGAUGGUGACAGUGAUGGUGGGAGGGAUGGUGACAGUGAUGGUGGGAGGGAUGGUGACAGUGAUGGUGGGAGGGAUGGAUGUGUGGGUGGGGAAGGGACAGCAGAGGAGAGAGCAGAGUAUGGGGAGGAGGAGGGUGAGGAGACCGAGAGGGAGUGGGAGGAGCAGGAGAGGGUGAGAAAGCUGGUGUUGGAAGGCGUGUUAGCAGGCGCACUAGAGGACGUGGAUAAGGAAUUCGCACAGGAAGCUCGUAAGCACCGCUGGUGGUCGGGCUCCACGGCUGCUGUCGCCCUGCUUCUCUUCCACCGCCGGCUGCCCUCGCCUCCUUGCUGCCACCCCUGCUGCAGCACACGCCAUACUCACAACGACAAACACACCCGCCGCCGCCGCCAGCACUUAUGCUCUCCUGAUGCAUGCACAGCUGUCCAAGAACAUGAAACCGAGUGGGAGCUGCUGCACGUGACAGUGGCCAACAUAGGGGACUCCAAGGUUCUAGUCUGUGGUGGGGGCAAGAGGCACAGUGGGCGGGCGACAGAGGAUGGGCGUGAGAUGCAUACAAGUGCAGCAGGGGAGCAACAGCAGAUGAGUCAGGAGGAGCGACGAGAUGUGACAGAGGGUGCUCUGCCGGGGACUGUUGAGAAGCAGGGUGUGUUGGCAACCACUGAUGGCAUGGUGCGGCCUGUCAGGGACCUGUACCCUAAGUCGAGUGCCGUUGCUAUGGCAGCAGCAGGGGUGCGUGAGUGGAGGUGGCCAAUGGAAGGAGCGUUGGACAGGGGUAGGCAGCCGGUUUCGGUGUGUGGUUGCAGACAGGCAGCCGAACAGAGCAUGAGCGAGCCAGAGCUGCGUCGCUUGGCGGUUCUGCAGAGACGGAAGCAGCGCCUUCGCGAGCAGCAGAGGCGACAUGCUUUGGUGAAGUACAAGCAGCAGGAGCAGCAGACGCAGAGGCAGCAGGAGGAGCUCGAGCAACAGAAGCAGCAAAGACAGGCGUUACCCAUGCCCCACGAACAGCAACAGCAGCAGAAGCUUGAGAAGCAGGAACAGCAGAACCACGCACUAACCGUGGCCCACAAGCAGUGUAACCCAGCGUCGCCGUCAUUCAGUUCCCUACAGCAGCAGGAGGAGCAGCAGCAGGAAGUGGGGUGUUCUGUUUCAUCGAGGACAGAAGGGCCGACAGACGGCCAUGGCAUGAACAGGUCUUUGAAACGUUCAAAGAAGCGUCCCCUGGAGAUGUGCACAGCAGAAUUGACAGAUGACCACAGGGCGGACAGGGAGGACGAGAGGCGGCGUGUGGAGGCGAUGGGGGGGAGAGUGGAGGAGCGGGGCGGCGUGGCUCGCGUGCAAGGCGAGCUGGCUGUGACUCGCGCCCUUGGUGACCUGCAGUACCGCCCCUGGGUGGUGGCCACUCCUGAGAUCACCGAGUGGGUGGUGCGGCGUGGGGCAAGGGGCCGUGGUGCAAGUGGGAGUGGCAUGGGAGGUUGUAGGGUGGAUGGGAAGAGGAGUGGGCAGGUGGUGAAUGAAAGUGAUGCAAUAAGGGAGGUGUUGAAAGUGGAGGGAAGGGAGGAGGGGGAGUGGGGAUUCGAGUGUACCCAGGUUUUGAAUGGGAGUAGAGAGGUGGAAGAGCGAGAAGUACAAGAAAGGAAUUCGGGGCAAGCAGGUCAAGAUGGGUCAGCAGGUGGCAGGGAACGCGAUGGAAAAGGCCAUGUAGCGCCUGAGAAGGAAGGAGAGGAGGGGGAGGUGCUUGAGGAUGGAGAGGAGGAGGUGGAGGAGGAGUAUUUGAUCGUGGCAACUGAUGGGGUCUUCGAGCGAAUGAAACCAUGCCAGGUGUGCGGCAUUGUGGGCAGGGCGAGUCGGGAAGGAGCCAUCAGAAGGAGAAGCAAGAGAAGCGCUGGAAGGGAUGAUGGUGGUGGUGGGGGUGUUGAUGGUGAUGGCGCUGGUGGUUAUGAUGGCGAUGAGGAGGAGGAGGGGGAAGACGCAAAAGGGGAGGAGGAUGAGGAGGAUUGGGUGCUUGACAGUGCUGCUGCUGCUGCUUCUGCUGCUGCAUCUGGCCAUGAAAGUGAGGUCACAGGGGGAUCGCUGCUCCAUGCCAUUCCCCUGCCAAUUGGGCAGCAGGAAGGGGACGACCGGGGAGCUCUUGCUGUGGUGAGUGGGGAACGGCAAUCUGCAGUGCAUGAACAGUCACAGGAGAUUGCACAGGGAGAAGUGCAGCUGCAGGGGCACAUGGAAGCAGCGAGGCAGCGGCAGCAGCAGCAGCAGCAGCAGGUGAUGGUGCAGAAGGGGCAGCUGCCGUACUGCUGGAUGUUAGAGGGCGUGGAGCAGGGACCCCUCAUGUGUGUGCGCAGGGACGGUGGUGAGGCGGAGACUCAGCUGGCACUUGCCUGCUGGCCCGAGGGCCAGUGCACGGCUGAGGGGAGAUGCAAUGCUGAUGGGGGAUACGGUGUUGAAAGUGGGUGCAAGGGGCAAUGUGGGGGUGCACAGCAGGUGGAGGGGGGUCAGGUGGUUGUGGUAAGGGAGAAGCAGCCCCACCCGCUGCAGCUACCACAGCAGGAGCAGCAGCAGGAGCAGGAGCAGGAGCAGCAGCAGCAAGAGCAGGCACUGGGGCAGGUGGUAUUGAGAGGCGAGUCUGGGUUGGUAGAGGCAAGGAGAUGGGAGGGGAGGGAUCCAGCGAGGGUGUGUUGGGAGGGGAGUGAGGAGAGGAGGGAGGUGGCGGAGUUGGCAGAGAGGAUCACACGAGCUGCCAUUCAACGAGGCACUCUGGAUAACGUUGCUGCUGUUGUGCUUAAGCUCUCACAGUCACAUUCACUCAGAAAGUUGCACACCCACUCACGCUCGCGUGCACCCUCUUGUUCCUCCCGUCGCCAUUCCCAUUCAAGGUCAACUGCCAGUGCCCAGCCACCCACAAAGUCAGAAGCUCGCGCCUGUAGCCGUCCAAUCCACACCCACGCCCCACCCACCGCCGUAGCACUCUCUGCCUCCCGUGCUACAACUCCUGCAGCAACUCGUGAACCACCCGAGACCCCCGUCUCAACCACCCCUAUAUCACAGCCACACACUCUCUCUAAGCAGCAGAACAGUCAAUCGUUGACGCCACUCUCUGAUACCUCUGCUUCCUUGCCUCCCAGACACCUCGCUUCUCUCUCCCACAGUCCGGGACAGAAACAAGGUCCAGGAUCUCCAGAGCUUGUUUCUGUCCCUCACCUUCCCCAGCCUCCACACCCUGUCCUGCAAAAAAGGUCCUCCACGGUUCCGAUUCUGGUGGGGCCAGAGCAGCAGCAGGAACCCACUCUGCCGCCUGAGGCGCCUUCUCAGCAUGGAAACAACCCAGCAGCAUCCGGCAUUUCCUCCUCCCCACAUUGCUACGAGCUGCUCAGACCCCUUCCUAUUGCUGCUGCUGCGUCUCGUCCCUCCCUGGUGCCUCUUUGGCAUGACCGCACGUGGGAAAAGCCGUGGCAGAAGCCUCCCCAGUACCUCGAUGCUAGUCUCACAACAGGGCACGUUACUAAGGCUCAGCAUGGCCCAGCCCUUCCUGCUGCCUCCUCCUCCCAUCCCAAAUGUGUAGCAGGCGGCACUGCAAUGGCUGUGUCUGCUGUUGUUGUUCCAACCCUGAAUCGCCAUAAGAGCGGUAGCAGUAGCCGCAGCAGCGAUGGUGAUGGUAACCGGAAUGCUGAACGCAAGAUUAAGGAGCACGGGAUGGUGCAAGGUUUCGACCAGCAAGGUUUGGACCAAUCAGCUGAGCCCAGUCCGCCUGGGAGCCAGCUGGCAGCUCUCGGUGCACGGGCUGUUAUGGAGGCCUUCCAGUGCUUGCUCAUCUGGCCCCCAUUACAGUCACACUCCUCCUCAACCUCUGCCACCUCUUCCGAGGACCAUCGCACCACUCUGCACUCCUCAAAAUCUCUUCAACCACCGGGACGUCCAUCAGCUCCUUCACAGCAUCUAAUGAGGAGGAGGCGGAAGGGGAGGAGGAGGAGGAGGAGGAGGAGGAGGAGGAGGAGGAGGAGGGAGGAGGAGGAGGAGGAGGAGGAGGAGGAGGAGGAGGAGGAGGAGGAGGAGGAGGAGGAGGAGGAGGAGGAGGAAGAGGAAGAGGAACACAAUGAGGAAGAGGAGGAGGAGGAGGAGGAGGAGGAGGAGGAGGAGGAGGAGGAGGAGGAGGAGGAGGAGGAGGAGGAGGAGGAGGAGGAGGAGGAGGAGGAGGAGGAGGCGGAAGCACCGCCACUGUUUGUGCUCAAGCGACUUCUGGUGGGUGGAGUGAAGUGGUUGACCUCAUCCCUCGUUACUCCUCUGUGUGCUUCAUGGGUUCAGGUGGGAGUGGGCGCUCGACUGAGUGGGCUGCGAGAGAAGUACUUCGGGGAGAUGCUCCUCAAUGCGACCAAUGUGGUGCUGCCACGUGGCAGCCGCCAUCGUGGCAGCAGCAGCAGCGACGAGAGGCGCGAUGACGUGGAUGCUGACGUGGACGAUGAGCUGGUGGAUGCCCUGGGCCUCAACCACAUCGCUCGCUACGUGGAAUCGUUUGAAACCACCAGUGAUGAUGACAUCAGCACUGACACAACCACCACCAAUGGCGACGGUGCUGAUGGUGAUGUCAGCGGUGUUGUCAACAGUGAUGUCAGCAGUGAUGUCAGCAGUGAUGUCAGCAGUGAUGUCAGCAGUGAUGUCAGCAGUGAAGUUGACGAUAAAGGCCGGAGUGGGGAGCAGCAGGAUAAGGAGCCAAGCAAGGAGCUGCGGAAGGAGAAGCUGAGGGAACAGCGCAAAGAGCAGCGAGAGGAGGCGAGCAAGGAUCAGAGGAAGGAGCAGAGGAAGGAUCUGUGGCUGGUGUUUGUGCACGAGGGGGUGUCUCUCUCGUCUCUGCUGUACACGAGUGAUUCUGAUGGGGAGGGAGGCGGGGAGGAGGUGGAGAAAUCUGAGGAAGGAGGGCAAGAAUGGGAGGGAACGAAACAAGAGAACGGAGGGAAGGAAGAAGGGGGAAACGAGAAGAAUGAGCAGCAGCAUGCGAAUGGGGAGCAGGCGAGUGGGCAGCAGCAUGCGGGUGGGGAAAAUUCAAGUGCUGAGCAGCAGGGAACGAGCGGGCAGCACCGCAUCAUGCGGCCUUCGAGGUGGUGGCGGUGGUUGCGCACCACAGAGGAGGGAGAGGCAACUGUGAGGAGCAUCCUGAGACAGACGCUGCUGGGACUUGCUGCGUUGCAAGCACGCAACAUAACCCACAGGGACAUCAAGCCAGUGAACUAUGCUGGCUGCCCCGCUAGUUCUAACGCUGGCAAAAAACCUGAGAACCUCAUUCUGAAGCCUCAAACCAGGAGGACGAGCAGAAGUACAGAGCGCGAACACCCCCAGGGGGGACGUGCUGGGGGGAGGGCAGAAAGGUAUGCAUCGCAUACACCAGCACCUGACUCCUCCCCUUCCUCGCCAUCAGCAACAGUAGGAGAAGUGCCAGAAGCAGCAGCCGAAGCAGCAGCAGCAGCAGCAGCAGCAGCAGCAGCAGCAGCAGCAGCAGCAGCAGCAGCAACAUUAUCCUCCUCGUCAGCCAACGACAGUGCUGCACGUGGACCUGAUUCCAUGGAAAACCCGCUUCCGGAUUUCAAUGCUGACACGCACGUUCGUGUGCUAGACCUGGGAUCGGCUGUCGACCCGCAUUCUGUUCGCUUCCUCUACGGCCCAACAGGGCCCUCCAGCGCAGAGGAAACAGAGCUCUACUCGCCCCCAGAGGUUCUGCUGCUGCCACAGAGCCUCCCAAGUGCUGGGGGUGUGGGGGAAGGAGUGGACGCAUCGGGAGAAGUAGGGACAGCAGCAGGGGGGGGUGGGACUUCUGGGGGAGGUGUUGACUGCACGAAAAACAGCUCGAGCAGCAGCUGCUUCCACAUCAGCAGCAGAAUGCACUACGGCUACGACAUGUGGAGUGUGGGAGUGCUAAUGCUGGAACUCCUCUUCGGCUCGCCACAUGUCUGGUCCCUCCCGCCUCGCACUCAGGCGCUGCUAGAUCGCUCCCUGCAAGCAGCCCAAUGGCCCCAGUCCACCCGGCGAACUGCCUUCCUCUUGCGCGCAUGGAUGGAGCUCUGCAUUUUCACGCCUGCACUCUUUGAAGCGCCGCCAAGCGAGGGGACUUCUGCACCAGGGGAGGAGGAGGAGCCAUCUGUAGCAGCACACAAGGAUGAGCCCGACGGUGCAGGGGGGUGGAGUGUGGUGGCGCCGUGGGAGUGCAGCGAAGCAAGCAUUGCCGCACAGCUGAAGCUCAGGGACCCGCUCAAGAAAGGGCUGCCCAGCAUUUGGGCCCUGCGACUGCUGAGGCGACUGCUGCAAUGGUACCCUCGCGCGAGGCUCUGCAGCAUGCCUACUUUCGACCGGAAGCACCUCGAGGAUUCAAGUGUCCAACAUGUGGGCAAGAGUUUGAGUUUCGUUCAGAUUGUGUCCAGCAUCAUCUCUUCCCUCGACAGUGUGUGCGCCGCGUCCCUGAGCGGCACGACGAGCGUCGUCGUCGAUUCGCGAUUUGCUGAGGCGUUCGCCGCGUUUGCUGCUUCGGAGUCGCACUUCUACCGCGAUUCCUGCAGCUCCUCGAGGCGAAUCGACGGCCGGUCUCUCUUGGUACGUGUAUCCCAAAUCCCCAUGCAUCCUACUGCCGCUGACCCGCAAGUAUAUCUCCCGUGCGAGCAAUUGGACGCGACCGACCACGUGCGCCGCUCCUCCUCCGCCGCCGCCGCCGGCUCCGCUGGUAGCGCGACCGCGAGCGAGCGUAGGGACAGCGCGAUCCGCGCGUUAGCGGAGUCCAUUCUCGUCGGCUGCCCCGCGCGCCACUCCUUCGCCUUCUCCUCUUUGGGAGCAGACGCCGCGGAUGGCGCGUAUGGAAACAACCAUGGCGGCGCGCGUCGCUCGUCCAUGUCAUCGUUCGCCUUCCGCCCGCGCGGCUCUUCUUCCUCCUCCUCCGCCUCAGGGGGACGAAGCUCCGCGUCUUCCGCGCGUUCCCGCCUCUCCUCCGCGGCGUCGUUCGCUUUCCCCGCGCUCGCCUCUCUCCCCGCGUCCCCGCGACCCUCGGACAGCUCGCUGUUCACUAUCGCGGAAGCGCUUACCGAGUCUCAGACUGCGGUGCUUGCGUCACCUUCUGACGGUCAGUCAGUUGACGGUCAAGUCGCCGGCAGUCUGGGAGAAACGGGCGUGUGCGAUGAGGCGUCGGCGGCGGCGAAAUCGGCGGCGGACGGCAGUUUGCCGCCCGAUCUGAGCGGGCUGAGCAACGGGGAGCUGCUAUUGGUCGCGGCGAGCCGCAUCGCGCUGCUCACCGAGUCGCUGAGCGAGUCGCGCACGAUCAACGAGGAGCUGAUGAAGGAGAAGGACGCGGCGCUGUCGCUCCUGAUGGACACGCAGCGCAAGCUGACGGAGGCGACGACGCGCGCCGUGCUGUCGAUGCCACGUGUCAACAGCUCGUGCGAUCUCGCGGGGCUCGCCGUUGGCGGAGGUUCUGGUGGGCACGUCAGCUCUCCGCCGUCGUCGCCUUCUGCCACGUCGGCGGUCGCCACGUCAGCGCCAGCAGGGUCAACCGGGUCGCCGCUGACGGGGCAGAAGGCGAAGGUCUACUUGGACGACGACGACGACGUGGACUACGACGAAUCGGACGACGAAUGCGACGUCGCUCGCAGGCCCGUCGCGCCAGUCGCACCAGUCGCACGCGUCGCGCCAGUCGCAGAAGAAGCUCAGUCGGCGGAGAGCGAGGAGGCAGAGUAUGCGCGGUUUCUUGAGCGGAAGGUCGCGGAGCUGCAGGCGGCGCUGUCGCAGGCGGAAGCCGCGCUAGAGUCCGCGCGCGCGGAACGCGAAGCCUUGGCGGAAGGCCAGGAGCGCGCGGUUUCCGCCGCACUCGAGAACGCCGCGGCUUCCGCGGAGCGCCCGCGGGCGCGGGAGGUCGAGCUGAUGGUGGCGCUGCGGGCGGCGGAGGGGCAACUCGCUGCGGAGCGCAGGCGCCACGUGGCAGAGGUCGAUCUGCUGAAGGAAGAACUAGACGCGGCGCGUCGGGAGAAGGAGGGGUAUGUAACGAGCUUGGAAGCCAUGGCUCGGGUGCUGGAUGCGCAGCGGGAGGAGCGGGAUGUGAUAAUAACGAGGUUAGAAGCGGAGAAGGCGGAUAUGGUGGGUGAGCUGAUGGAUGUGAUUGUAGAGGCCGUGGCUGCAGCGGGCGCUGCGAGUGUAGCUGGGAACCCAGUUAUUGCAGCUGUGACGGAUGACUGCAAGGAUAGAGCUCCUGUGAUGGCGGUCCGUCGCGCUGAGCUGUUGGGUGCUGCUGCUGUGCUGGAACCGGUUCUGGCUGACGUGGCAACUGUGAACGAGGCGUCUGCUGAUGGGACAUCCAUUGCUGCAGUCGCGGCGGUUGGUGAUAUGGCGGAUAGGGAGAUUGCGGCAGCUGAGGCGGCCCUGGGGGAGAAAUCUGGAGAAUCCAGGCAAGAGGCUGCUGGCAAGGCACGGGUUGUGAGGGACAGAGACCUCCCUACUCGCCGACACACUGUGCUCUCGUGCACUCUCCCCUGCUCUUCCCUGCCCUGCUCUUUACCUCCCUCACACCUCGACCCCUCCCACUGCCGCGCCUCUCUGCCCUCCCUGCUGCCUGUUGGUUACGAGCUGGUGGAAGGCCGACAGGGGGAGGGGAUGGGAGGGCGAGGGAGUGAGGAGAGGGGAAGGAGAGGGAUUGAGGGACAUCAGACACGGAGGGAGGGGGUGAGAAUGGGGCAUGGUGGGGAGGAGGGAGAGGGGGAGGGGUAUGCAUGGCAAGCGUUCCGGGCUCUUAUUGAUGGUGGUGCUAUGCCAGGUGACUAUAACGAAGCUGGUGGGGUGGAGACAAGGGGAGACAGUACGGGCGCUGCAGGCGACUUUGUUGGAGGUGAUAUUAUCAGAGGUGAUUCUAGGGAAGGUGAUACCAGUGAGGUGGAUGUGAUGCAGAGAAGACGAAGGAUGUCAGCUGGGAGGCGGCGGUGGUGGGACCGGGGGGUGAUGGAGCGAGUGAGAGCGUGGGAGUGGCGUGGGGGGAGGCAGAGGGGAGCUGUGACUGAGGGUGGGAGAGCAGAGGAGGGAGCAGUGGAGGGGGCAGUGGAGGAGAGGCGGGUGGAGGAGGGGGAGGAGGAGCUGAGGCAAAUGCAAGAGAGGAGGGAGUGGGAUGCGGGGGUGGAAGGGCGUGGAGAGAGGGAGCAGGGAAUGUGGGAGGUGGGUGAGCCUGCUGCAAGGGGGAAUUAUAGAAGGGGUGCAGAUGUGGGAGGAGCAAGCGGUUUUCUAGGGGAUGAGGAGUGGAGUAAGCAUGCUAUUGGGGGGGGACUGGUGGAGGCGGAGGAAGUGAGAGAGGGGGAGAGUGAUGAGGAUGCUUGGUGA